AUGAAACUUUUGGACAUUUAUGUGCCGAUGAAGCGCGAAUUAAGUCCGGAUGAAUUUUGUAUCUUGUUGUUCGCGAAAGAUGAACCGACAGAGAAAUGCCAAUUCGAAUUAAACCCGAUUAAGCGUUCUUUCGUUAAUCAUCAAGAGUUUAAGGUUCUGUCGGAUUCGGUACAGAAUGUAAUCGUCGAUUUAUUUAUAAACAUUACUCGUUACGAACAAUUUUUGGAAGCAAUAAGCAAAGAUUUAUUUAAUAAACGACAUCAUCGGAAUACCGAUAACUUAAACGAAACCAUGGGUCUUCUAUACAUCCUAGCAUACAGAACAUUCGCUUUAUAUUUCGAACAUUCCGUGGACUGCUUUCAUCACUUUAAAAUACAAAAAAUGUUGUUUCUUAUUACGUAUCUUCUUCGCUCGGAAACGUCAAAUCUUUUCCACGAAAAGGGUUGCUUAGUAUUCGACGAGGACUUUGUCGAACAAAAGCUGAUUUUCCCAUUCUUAGAAGCGACACCAUGCUUGGAGAAGCUUCAGAGUCAUCUGAAAGAAGAGUUGCAGAAAAUGAAACAUCCUAAAAAAAAGCUUACUAUUCCGUUAUUCAUGAAUGUUUUGCAUCGACCGAGAUACCGUUUCAGAGUACCUCCUUCCACACCGGAAGAUUGGACGAUGGGGAAAUUUGCACGCCAAGUUCCACCGACCAACUACCUGAAGCCAUCAACAGAGACGAAAUUGGAGUUGUUGAGAGCUAAGAACAAACUGCACGCUAUGAAUUUGUUGAAGGAUGCGAACGAGAAUGCGCCGAGUUGUUUCCAACGUCGUAAAGAUUCGAUCAAACCUGUGAAAACAGAACAACCGAAGACGGUUUUCGUGAGAAAAUCGGUUCCGACGUUUAAGCCUGUGGAGGUGAAACAGACAGCAGCUUCGAUUUUAAGGGAAUGUGCGCGCGUGAUAAGCGACGAACAGAAAGAAAUAAAAAAAUUGAAAGAAUUAGUGGAGGGCGGACUCGAUCCGUGUUUGAUAUCCAAGCUCGAGGAAGAGAAUCGGGAACGGAAAAGGGAAGAGGAAUUGUUAAAAAUACAGGAGAAUCAUCUUUUGGCUCUAUUAAGCCGCGAGGGUGCUUUUAUAGCGAAACAAUCGCUGCUGGACGACGUUAAGCAACAUGCUGAUAGCGUACGAAAGGAGAAACAAGAACUGUAUGAGAAAUUGGAGAAAUGGAGGGAGAAUCACAAUAAGGAAAUGACGGAAAUUGUCGAGAAAUGCCGCGAAAUCGAACAAGCAUCUCGCGAUGCUUUCAACGCCAUGAUCGACGAGAAACGACAAAAGGCCGCCGAAGUUUCAGAAGAAUCGCGACAACUAAGAGCGCAGUUGGUAAAACAAAGAGAAGAGGAUACUCGAAGGAAGAUUAAAUUAAUUGAAGAAAUCAAGACCAUUCAAUCAUUGCGAGCAUUAUUGCCUUUCAAGGACUUUGAUCCUACCGAAUCCAGCGGCUUGGGUCUCUUUUGCGAAAUGUCCUUAGCAGAGUUAAAGGAGCGGUUGUUCUGGAUGAGAAUGAAAUUAAACGAGGAGGUCGAGAAUCGGAAAGCUGUCGUGCAUCGAGAACGCGAGAGGCAGAAAAAUUUCAUCAAGGAUACUCAAAAAGCGCUCGAAGACUACAAAGCCAGCAAGUUAGUUAUCGAAUAACUGUUAGCAUGAGAUUUACGCGCUGCUGUCUUAUCGUCUAAAUUCCAGCGAACGUCUUUGUCUGUCAGCUCGCCAGAAGUGGACGCGUUACGGAAACAGUUGGAGGAACGCAGAGGCAUAAGGCUGCAGAAGGAAAACGCGCUGCGCCCCAACUGA
Molecule: messenger RNA, 1830 nt
Organism: Colletes gigas
Lineage: Eukaryota; Metazoa; Arthropoda; Insecta; Hymenoptera; Colletidae
Exons: 11
Source: RefSeq, a predicted model, not a curated record